Microtus oregoni (creeping vole) is the source of this 1313-nucleotide messenger RNA. RefSeq names its product small nuclear ribonucleoprotein 13 (gene Snu13). The transcript is spliced from 3 exons. Lineage: Eukaryota; Metazoa; Chordata; Mammalia; Rodentia; Cricetidae. Gene Ontology annotation, molecular function: RNA binding. Gene Ontology annotation, cellular component: precatalytic spliceosome; small-subunit processome; box C/D methylation guide snoRNP complex. Bases 102 to 488 code for a protein of 128 amino acids. Gene Ontology annotation, biological process: maturation of SSU-rRNA; ribosome biogenesis; mRNA splicing, via spliceosome. The record is from RefSeq and is a predicted model, not a curated record.
CCCGCGCAGAAAGUGACUUCCGCUCGUCUUUCCGUGCGGCGCUUUCGGUCUGUCGGAGCUUGGGUGUUCUCGACCCGCGGCGAGGCCGGCGCACCGCAGCCAUGACAGAGGCUGACGUGAACCCGAAGGCCUAUCCCCUCGCAGAUGCCCACCUCACCAAGAAGCUGCUGGACCUUGUUCAGCAGUCGUGCAACUACAAGCAGCUUCGGAAAGGAGCCAAUGAAGCCACCAAAACCCUCAACAGAGGCAUCUCUGAGUUCAUCGUGAUGGCAGCAGACGCUGAGCCCUUGGAGAUCAUCCUGCACCUCCCACUGCUGUGUGAAGACAAGAAUGUCCCCUAUGUAUUUGUGCGCUCCAAGCAGGCUCUAGGACGGGCCUGUGGGGUCUCCAGACCUGUCAUCGCCUGUUCUGUUACCAUCAAAGAAGGCUCUCAGCUGAAGCAGCAGAUCCAGUCCAUCCAGCAGUCUAUUGAAAGGCUCCUGGUGUAGGCCUGUGGCUCUGCCCGCCCUUCCUGUCUGCUCCCACCCUACUCUGUAUCAUACCGUCUGUUAGCAUGUAGUGUUUUCAGCCAGUUUCUAUUAUAAAUAUUGUACUACAUCUGGUUUUUGUAUUUUAUAGUCUUACAGGGUUGUUCUGUCCCAUCUCUCCACCCUCUCCUACCAUUUUUAAUCUGUUUCACUUACACUAAGCAAAAUGAUAUCUAAAGCAGGUGAGAGGCAGAACGGCACAGUUUAACAGUGGGAAGAACCAGGAAACACCUAAGCCAUCUGCAAACUCACUCCUCUGCAGGACAAGAUGACAGUAACACUCGUCCCUUGCACCUUUGCAUAGGAGAUCUCCAUAUAUGCUACCAUGACUGAAGAGCUUUCAGCAGCCCCUCCCACCCACCGUCAUUUGAAGAGAAAGUCUGAUAAUGUUAAACUUACGUCCAAGUGCCAUUUAUUAAUGUUGUGUUUUUGAUAUGUGUAACCUUCUAUUCUCACCCCAUUCCCUACUGAGGGUAUCAAGGCAGUAACAAUUCAAAGGGAUGGUCUGCAGACUCCUAGGCGGCCUGAGUUUGACUGCCUGGAUCUUGAAGAGUGACAAGGACAGAAUAGUUGUAAUAAAGAAUAUCGGGGCUGGAACUCAGAGCAGAGACAAUGCUGUCAGGGACAUUCUGCCCUUCGUUGAAUGGGGAUUUCUUGUGGGGCUGUUUGACACCCACUUGGAGAGCCCUAUCCCUUUCCUCCUUCAACAUGGGUCAAAUGUAUUCUCUGUCACAUGAAGAGCGAAAAUAAUGUUCAUUCUUGAGCAUCCUAAUAAAUAUGUUCAUA